Molecule: messenger RNA, 716 nt
Organism: Ipomoea triloba (trilobed morning glory)
Lineage: Eukaryota; Viridiplantae; Streptophyta; Magnoliopsida; Solanales; Convolvulaceae
Product: glutathione S-transferase U10-like
Exons: 2
Coding region: 1-714 (237 amino acids)
Biological process (GO): glutathione metabolic process
Cellular component (GO): cytoplasm
Molecular function (GO): glutathione transferase activity
Source: RefSeq, a predicted model, not a curated record
AUGGGAGAAAAUCAUCACCAUCAUGACCGUGUGAUUCUGCAUGGGAUGUGGAUGAGCGCAUAUGCAAAGAAAGUAGAACUUGCUCUCAAGAUCAAAGGCAUACCCUUUGAAUACGUAGAAGAAGAUUUGAGGAACAAAAGCCCUCAACUCCUUGAACAAAAUCCUAUACACAAGAAGGUGCCGAUGUUGCUCCACAACGGACGGCCCAUCGUGGAAUCAAUUGUUAUUGUGGAAUACAUCGAUGAAACAUGGGAGAACCUACCUCGGCUCUUGCCGGAAGAUGCAUACCAAAGAGCAAGGGUUCGGUUUUGGGCGAAAUACAUUCACCAGCUGUCAGAUACAAUGAAGAAAGCAUUCAUAUCUGCUCGAGGACAGAACAAAAAUGCAGCCUUCAGUGAAUUCUUUGUGAAUUUGGAAAUGCUUGAAAAGGAAACUAGGGUUUUGUAUCCAAUGGAAAGGCCUAAAAUCUCAGCUCAAAGUUUGGGGCUUUUAGACAUUGCACUUGUUGCCACACUUGGUAUGUACAAGGCAGUGGAAGAAGUGCUGGGAAUGAAGAUAAUUGAUCAAGAAAAGCAUCCAUUUAUAUUCUCAUGGGUUGAAAGUCUUCUUGAGCUUCCUUUGGUGAGGGAGACUCUACCUCCACAUGAAAAGGUUGUUUCAAGGCUUGAGCUCAUUAAACAACAUGGUUUUAAUGCUGGAAUUCAGCCACCAUAGGA